GUCAAGUCAAGUCAAGUCAAAUCAAGUCAAAUCAAGUCAAGUCAAGUCAAGUACCUAUCAUCUGUAUGAAAUCAAGCUCAGCUCAGCUCAAAAAAGACCCCGCAUCAAUCCAAUUCCGACCAUAUCGCCGAUUUGUAGAAUACCUUACGUCGGAGUUGCGUACUCGGGUUAAGAUUCGCGAGAGAGAGAGAGAGGGGGAGAGAGCUUCUUUCGACUCUAUACUUUGCUCUUGUCUUUACUAUUUUACAUACAUUUCCAUUCCAUUACAUAUCAUUACAUCACAACCACCACCACCACCACCACAACAUCACGACAUCUUCCAACCAAUUGUCAAGAACUCGUUCACUCACCACAACAUCGUCCAUCAACCUCAUACAUACCCUUCUUUACCCCAACUCGCCUCUCUAUACACCUCACCAAGACCACCACCACCACCUCCUCCUCCUCCUCCUCCAAAAUGUGGACAAAUCCCCGUUCUCCCUCCCCAAAAAUGUGGUCACCACGCAACCCCCCUCCUCAAUCCUCCCACCGAUCCUCACACUCACAAUCCCAUCCCUUCUCCCCCCUCUCCCCGCUCACUCCCUCCGGGCCCUCGGGAACCUUUCCCGCCCCAACCCAAAAACUAAAGAAUCAAGGAAAACGCAUUGCGCAGAUUGUGAAGAUCAAACCGGAAUGCGUGGAAUUGUAUAAGGAGUGUCAUGCACGGGUUUGGCCGGAAGUGUUGAAACAGAUCAAAGAGUGUUAUAUGGAGGAUUAUUCCAUCCACUACGAUCCCCAACACAAUCUCCUCUUCGCAUCUUUCAAAUACGUAGGCUAUGACUAUGCAGGAGACAUGGAAAAGAUGCGAGAAAAUCCCAAGGUGCGAGAGUGGUGGGCCAUGACGGAUUCGUACCAGGAGAGUUUGGUGGAGGGAAGUACAGGGAGUACGGAUGAGAGGGGUUGGUGGAAGGGUGUCGAGGAGGUGUUUUAUGUUGCUUAGAGCUGGGAAUGUGGGAGCGGAGCGGAAGAGUAGGAGGAUUUUCUAUAUUUUCCCGAGGAUGAGGGAUAUGUGAUGUGAUGUGAUGUGAUUGGAUUGGAUUGGAUUGAAAUCACAAUCAUCACAGACAGCAAUUAAAUCAGAAACAGAAACAGAAACAGAAACAAGAGACGAGUCAAAAGAGAAGGGGAGGGCAGAGCAGAGCAAAGCAAAGCAAAGCAAAGCAGGAAACAGCAGAAUAAAAAAUAUCAAAGACAAGACCCGAUCAGACAAGACAAAACAAGAAAAUAUGAUCCCAUAUAAUCUUGAAUCUUCACGCUCGAAACCAAGCCAAAAGUCUCAAGUCUCCAGUCUCCAGUCCAUGAAAAUAUAUUAUAUACGACUGAUUCAAUGAUAUACAUACAUAUAUACAUAUAUACAUGGAAACGAAUAUAAAUAUCCAAUCUCGCAAUCCCA
Messenger RNA from Botrytis cinerea B05.10, 1432 nucleotides. RefSeq lists its product as hypothetical. The record is from RefSeq and is a predicted model, not a curated record. Bases 458 to 979 code for a protein of 173 amino acids. Lineage: Eukaryota; Fungi; Ascomycota; Leotiomycetes; Helotiales; Sclerotiniaceae. Gene Ontology annotation, molecular function: racemase and epimerase activity, acting on carbohydrates and derivatives. The transcript is spliced from 2 exons.